This is a messenger RNA of Trichoplusia ni (cabbage looper), 1620 nucleotides long. RefSeq lists its product as uncharacterized. The transcript is spliced from 3 exons. NCBI's taxonomy places the organism in Eukaryota, Metazoa, Arthropoda, Insecta, Lepidoptera, Noctuidae. The coding region runs from base 1 to 1620 and encodes 539 amino acids. The record is from RefSeq and is a predicted model, not a curated record.
AUGGGCGAUUUUAACACAGACCUCCUUUCCGAAAAUUCCCUUCGCUCCCGUAAACUCCUCGAAAUUAUAAGGUCCUCAAGUCUUCAUGUUCUUCCCCUUCAAGCCACUCACCACAUCAUUGACGGACAUGAUACCUGGCUUGACCUUAUCCUUUCUUCGAGUCCUUCCUUGGUCUCAGCCUCCGGACAACUUCCUGCCCCUGGUUUUUCCCACCACGACCUCAUCUUCCUCUCGUACAGCCUUAAACCCCCUAAACCCCGUCCUAGGGUACUGCACUUGCGUUCUUUUGGCCGUAUGGAUGUGGAGAAAUUGCAUAGGGAUGCUUCUCAUCUAAAAUGGGACGACUUGUAUAGUGCACCUAACAUCGACACUAAAGUCAACAUUUUUUGCAGGCUAAUUAAGGACUUGUACGACAUACAUGCCCUGGUCCACAAAGUUAAAAUCAAACGUCUGCCUGCUCCUUGGAUGACCAGGGGAGUUCGCAUGAUGAUGCGGCGACGGGAUAGGUUGUUUCGCAGGUUUAGGAGGGAGCGUUGUGAAAAUAACUGGCGCCUAUUUAAAGCUGCAAGGAAUAAGUGUAACCAGGUGAUACGUAACGCCAAACGCCAGCACAUUCUCAACAAUUUAUCUUCCUCCUCCCCUGUCGAUGUCUGGAAGUUCCUCGGUUCUUUGGGCAUUGGCAGGAUGAGGAACCUGGACAAUCAGUUCACUCUUGGCUUGGAUGACAUAAAUGCACAUUUCUCUACCACUUACCCCAUGGACCAACAAGCCAUGAGUCGUACUUUAAGGCAGCUGUCUGCAUUAACCCGGCCUAACAUUCAAGCUUUUUCAUUUUCACCAGUAGCCGAAGAUGACGUCAAAAGGAUUAUCCUCUCCAUCAAAUCCAACGCUGUAGGGGCUGACGCCAUCAGCCGUCGCAUGAUCACUCCCAUCCUAGAAUUCCUGCUCUCUCCGAUUUCCCAUAUUAUAAAUUUUUCCCUCUGGUCUGGUCAAGUUCCCGAACAAUGGCGUAUGGCGUACGUCAUUCCUUUACCAAAAGUCCCCAAUCCUACCUUGCCUAGUCAUUUUCGUCCUAUCUCCAUACUCCCAUUCCUGUCCAAAGUGUUGGAAGCUUGUGUCCAUAAGCAACUGUACCUGCACAUCUCGCGGCACCAUCUUUUAAACCCGCUCCAGUCUGGUUUCAGGCCUGGUCACAGCACAACGUCCGCUCUUCUUAAAGUUACUCACGAUAUUAGGGCGGGCAUGGAGGAUACUAAGGCUACUGUCGUGGUACUGGUUGAUUUCUCGAACGCCUUUAAUACCCUUUACGUGCAGGCUAGUGUGGGGGACAUUUCCAGGGCGAUAGACUUGAUCAACGAAGACCUUGAUCACGUCCGGGACUGGUCUGAGAGGUUUGGUCUGGUGGUGAACCCCUCUAAGUGCCAAUCGAUUAUCGUAGGCAGUCAACGCACGCUUCGCAGAUUGGAGGAGUUAGCCGUUCCCCCCAUCGUAUUCAAUGGCUCAAUUAUUAGCGUCAGCCAAACUGUAAAAAAUCUUGGCCUGCUCAUGGACUCAUCACUGAGUUGGCAAGCUCAGGAUCUUUUUCGAUUUUUGGCGGGCGGGCUCGCGAGCAACAGCUAG